Messenger RNA from Strigops habroptila (Kakapo), 646 nucleotides. It is a transcript of the gene RPL36, whose product is annotated as ribosomal protein L36. NCBI's taxonomy places the organism in Eukaryota, Metazoa, Chordata, Aves, Psittaciformes, Psittacidae. Gene Ontology annotation, biological process: cytoplasmic translation. Gene Ontology annotation, cellular component: cytosolic large ribosomal subunit; ribosome. Gene Ontology annotation, molecular function: structural constituent of ribosome. The record is from RefSeq and is a predicted model, not a curated record. The transcript is spliced from 3 exons. Bases 287 to 604 code for a protein of 105 amino acids.
CUCUGGCCUCGCUCCAGCAGCUCCACGUCCCUCCUGUGCUGCUGCCCCAGAGCUGGAUCAGGGCUGCGGGGGGCGGGGAAGCACCACCCACCGCCAGGGGUCACCCUCCCUCUCGCCUCUAUGGUCACGGCACGCCACGGAGCGUCCCGCGGCAGCGGCGCAGUCCCGGCGUUCCGCGGGGCCGCUCCCUCCUUCCGGCGCGGCGCCAUCUGCGGAGCGGGCGGUGCGACGCGGGGCUGGGAUCCGCGUCCAUCGGCGGCGGCGUUGGCGCUGUGUCGGCGCAGACAUGGCGAUCCGCUACCCCAUGGCCGUGGGCCUCAACAAGGGCUACAAGGUGACCAAGAACGUGUCCAAGCCCAGGCAGUGCCGCCGUCGCGGGCGCCUGACCAAGCACACCAAGUUCGUGCGAGACAUGAUCAGGGAAGUCUGUGGCUUUGCGCCCUACGAGAGGCGUGCGAUGGAAUUGCUGAAAGUUUCCAAGGAUAAACGUGCCCUGAAGUUCAUCAAGAAACGGGUCGGCACUCACAUCCGGGCUAAGCGGAAGCGGGAAGAGCUCAGCAAUGUCCUGGCAGCCAUGAGGAAAGCUGCUGCAAAGAAGGACUGAGUAGUGCAGUCUCUCAUUCAAUAAAGUCCUUUAUUACAAGAA